Molecule: messenger RNA, 2253 nt
Organism: Chrysemys picta bellii (western painted turtle)
Lineage: Eukaryota; Metazoa; Chordata; Testudines; Emydidae
Source: RefSeq, a predicted model, not a curated record
AUGCAGCCGGAGCGGGCCCGAGGGCUGCCGGUUGUUGGCCAUGGAGGCGACCCAGCUGCCCCCCAUCCUGCUGGUGCCCAGGCUUCCCAGCCGGAGGACAGAUCUGAGACGGAGGCAGUGUCAGGCCUUCUCUCCCUCGGCCACUCAGGAGAACAUCGAGAGACGGACGAGUGCUGCCGGGAACACGACCACUGUCAGCACGUCAUCCACCCCUUCACGGCCAAGUACGGCUACCGGAACCUCCGCUGGCACACCAUCAGCCACUGCGCCUGCGACCUGCGGUUGAAAGGCUGCCUGAGGCAGGUGAAUGACACUGCCUCCCGCGUGGUGGGCCAGGCCUUCUUCAACGUGAUCCAGGUGCCCUGCUUUGAGUUCACCUACAAAGAGCAGUGUGUGGAGCCCUAUCUGUACAUCUGGUGCAAGAAGUACAACACCGUGGCCAUUGCGGUGCCCCGGAAGCCGGUGCUCUAUGAGUUUGGUGGGGAACUGAUAGACGAAGUGGCAGCCGGCUCAGACAGGGCUCCUUCCAGCCCAGCGCCCCAGCCUGGCACCCCCCCGCCUAGAGAGAGCACGGGCAGAUGGGCACUUCCUCCGACAAAGCACCCACCCCCAGGCCAGGUUGUCACAGGGGCUAUGGACAGCUUCCAGAAGUCUGCGCCCACUGGGCCCAAGCGAGAGAGCCCCGCCAAGACCCAGCAGAAGGGGAAAGGGAAGAAGAGAGGGAGGAAAACUAAGAAAGGAAAAGGGCUGAAAAAGAAGAAAGUCCAUUCCAAAGCUGAGGUGCUGGGACUGCCCACCCCCACUGCAGAUACUGCCUCCCUCCUCCCUAAGCACCUGGUGCUGGACUUCGGGGGGAAGGAGGAUGUGUUCAACGCUAUCCUGAACGAUGCCCCCGUCGGGGAGGAGACCCUGACUCCACGCGGGGCAGCGCAGGCUGAAAGCAGUGACCGGGGGCAGUUGAAGGCAAGGCCUUUGCCUACUCUCCAGCCCACAUGCCCAGCUGCCAGCAAGAGGAAGAGGAGGAGGGAACAAAAUGGAAGGAAGCGCCCGAGAAAGGAAGCGGAGAGUCUGCCCAGGCCUGUAUGAGACUCCCUGCAGCCGAGGUUGACCUUCCCCCGGUCCCCAAGAGGGCGGGUUGUCACUAAUAAAUUAGCUCGAUGCAGCCGAUGGCACCAUGCUAGCGGUCUAUCCCUAACCCUGCUGCUGUAGCCGCGUCUGCAGCGGGCCGACGAGAUGGAGCUCCUGCCGCAGGGAGUCCUCUGUGACUUGGCUGCUGAGUCCCAGCGCUGUUGAAAUGUUUGCCCAGGAGAGAGGUGACAAUGCAAUUUAGUCCCUUUGCAAAGCGGGCCAAGGAACAGGAAAGGCACGUGCCCCCCAGAUCUAAUCCAGCAGCGCGCGUAGCACAGCCGAAUGGGGGAGAACGCUGCCUGCUGCGGGGGAAGGGGCCUGGCCAGAAGCCCCUGCUAGUGCCUGUUCCACCCUCGCUCUCCCAGCGGACGGGCAGGCACCGCGGUAGCACCAGCGCUGGCCAUGCAGCUAACGGCCCAGUCCCGGCCCUGAAGGGGCCAGGCAAGACGACAGCCCCUGGGGAAGGGUAGAAACGGACGAGGGAGAGCACGUGUGUGAUCGCUGCACGACUGUGCAGAGCGAGUAGCUGUCUCGUUCUUGCUCCCACCUCAGCUCCUGUAUUUCCCCCGCCCCCCGAAAUGGGUCAUUGCACCAGGGGUUCCCAGGAGAUACUCUGGCCCUGGUCCUUUUUGCUUUACUGACAUGUUAGGGGACAUGCUAACUGCCCCCUCGGAAAACACCCAUCCAGCCCCUUUGCUUGGCUGCCUUUUAAAGUGAGACUCCCAGGGGGUUGCCAGCUCCAGGGCCCUGAGGAUAGUGAUGGGGGCUGCCGUUCCUGCCCCCCCACAGAGAAAUAACCUUGGUUGGAGGGGAAACAGCAGCACAAUGGGACACUGAGAACAGCGGCGAGAGCUGGGCAGAGCAGCGGGGGAGAAUUCUUCAGGCUAAUCCUCACGUCCCGGGACUGGUGAGCCGGGGCCCCUGGUUAGCUCGGUGAGGCCAGCCCAGCACCUGACCCUCCCAGAGCAGCACUUGGUCUCUUUGGUUUCUGUGAACUGGGUGAUUGUUUGGUCUAGGCCCGGCAGGCAGCACCUCAGGCUUUCAGAAAGGAUCCCGCUGGGUGCGAGUGUUGGGCGCUGGGAGAGGAGCGCAGGUUAUUAAAGAACUAGUCUGAGUUACUCCUCA